This is a messenger RNA of Blepharisma stoltei, 1417 nucleotides long. NCBI's taxonomy places the organism in Eukaryota, Ciliophora, Heterotrichea, Heterotrichida, Blepharismidae. The record is from the annotation of a GenBank genome assembly.
AUGGUUAAAGCUACAGAUCCAAAUUAUUGCGUGAAAUGCAAAACUGGAUAUAUCUCUAACGGGGCAGGAGGGUGUAUACAGUCUCAACUAAAGUAUUGUGAUGCGGCUUCUGAUGCUUAUACUUGCACAACCUGUUCUACUGGAGCUGCUAAAAGCUGUGGCUCAUGCAACGCAAUUAAUACUCUCACUAAUUGUGCUUGUGCUUCUCAAGAGGGCUCAUUUUGUGUCAAAUGCAAUGAUGGCUAUAUUGUUAAAGCAGGCUCAUGCUCUAAAGGUAUUUUCUAUUUAGAUUGCUCUUCUAAUUGUGAGGAUUGCACUUCGAAAGACGUAUGCACUCAAUGCAAGUCAGGAUAUUUCCUUUAUUAUGAAAGUGCGUCUAAAACAAGCUGCGUUUGUAAGAUUUAUUUAGCAUGUGCCGAUUCGUGCAAUUUGUGCACUACUCGUCCUAUUUGUUUUGAUUGUGCUGGCUUAAUAGUCCAAGAUGGAAGUUCGUGCAGAGAGGAUAAAGUAGGGUAUCAAUUGAGUUUCGACUCUCCAUAUAUCGUUGUUGAUUUUGCCCACCCGCUUUCGAAAGCGGUAGCUUUUGAUUCUUUUACUGCUAAAGUUAGGUUAUAUGAAAAUGCGCAGCCAUUAAAUGCCUCUCUCUGGGAGAUACAUCGCUUUGCGAAGAAUUGGCAAGUAUAUCUAACCAACACAGUCUAUUAGUUCUGCCUUGAGGUUUCAGUCUUGAGUAGCAACUUAUGAAAUUUUGAUGCUAAUCAGCUGAAGAAGUUAAGGUCGCCUUGUAAUUUCUUGUUUCUGUUUCCUGGACAUAGAUACUACAAUUAAUUAGGCAUUUAAGGUGCCCAGCUUCAAAUAAAUAGCAAUAUGGCAAACCAGCGACGUCAGGGCGCAUUGCUGUCGCUCUUGUCAGAAUCAGCUUCUGCGCUUGUUCCUCCUAAUAGUCACCUCCUCAGAUGUGCUGAUUAAAAAACCUUAGCCUCUUGAACGCACUUAGGAACAGUUCCUCUAACCUUAUAUGAUAAAAUUUAACCUAAUUCCUCUAAAACCUAUUGUAAUUUUAUUUAUGUUUGCUGAAUAAACAUUCCUAUCUUUUCUCUAAUUUCAUCAUAUGGGUUCUUCUUAUUCUAAUCCUACUUGUGAAUUUUACAAAAUUUUUAUUUUCUUGCAACCAUAAUUACCCACUAUCGAAAUUGAGUCCUUCAAAAAAGCCACAGUAUUUAGACUAUCUCUUAAUUCUGUGUGAUACCAAAAAUAAAAUUAAUUUUUUACAGCUAAGAAAGGUGAAGUUGUUGUUCCUACAGGAGGUUGGAGUGUCAAAUCAUCGACAGUAAGCCAGAUCAAGGUUCAGACUGAUUUGGAUGUUUCUCAGCUUCCAAUUGAUGUCACCUUCAGCUUUAAGGAGAUUGACUCUUAG